AGCCACUUCCUGCAUCCUGCAGCUUUGUUCUGUUUUCUUCAGUCCAACAUCUGCUGGUACAGUAGCAGCAGUUUCAGUUUUUUAUUUUGCUUAUUUGAACCACACAGGCAAAAUGAAGGUGGCAGCCUUUAACGCCAAGAACCUUGGACAGAAAAAAGUCACAGACAAGAAUGUCAUCCACUACCUCACCAAGAUCAUGUCUCGGUACAGUGUGGUGGUGAUACUAGAGGUGGUGGAUAAGAGCGGCAAAGCCAUGAAGAAGUUACUCCAAGAACUCAACAGCACUGCUGAUAACAGACAGCGUCCCUACUCCAUGAUCUCCAGCCGCCAGCUGGGACGGGACACAUACAAGGAGCAGUUUGUUUGUUUCUACAGGGAGGAAGAGCUGAAGCUAAAAGCCUGCCACCAGUAUGAAGAUAACCAAGCUGGAGACGAAGACGCCUUCGCUAGAGAGCCCUUCAUCCUGCACUUCAGCUGCCCCACUGCAGCUGUGAAAAACCUGGUCCUGAUCCCAGUUCACACCAAACCAGAAGACUCUGAGAAGGAGCUGGACGAGCUGCACGAUGUGGUCGAUGCUGUCAGGAGGAAAUGGAAAACUGAUAACAUCAUGAUUCUGGGGGACUUCAAUGCAGAUGGGCGAUAUUUGUCCAAGAAGAAGAAGAGAGAUAUCCGCAUUAACUCUGCUCCCUACCACUGGUUGAUAGAAGACGAUGUGGACACCACGACUAGCAACCAGAAUGACAACACCUACGACAGGAUCGUGGUGUACGGACAGACCAUGCUGAACGCCAUCGUCCCCGGCUCGGCCAAACCUUUCAACUUCCAGAGAGAGUUCAAGCUGAGCGAUAAGGAAACUCUCAGCAUCAGCGACCACUAUCCUGUGGAGGUGGAGCUGAAGACCAGCCAGAGGGAUGAAGCACCGAGGAAGAGGAGGAUGGCUGUUCCCAGAACAACAAACAGGACUUCCAUCAAAGGACAAACUCAGAAGAAAGUACCACAGAAGAAGAAGAAGGCCAAGCUGGCAGGACCACAGAAGAAGGAGAACGCAGCAGCAAAAAGGAAACGUGGAUGGCCAUUAGCUACGUCCAACAAACUGACGAAGAGAAGAUAUCAGGACAAACCUUAAACAGCCUGAACUACCAAAUGUAAAAGCCCAUAUUACAUCUAUAUUAAAUAUGAAAUAAUGCA
Molecule: messenger RNA, 1188 nt
Organism: Amphiprion ocellaris (clown anemonefish)
Lineage: Eukaryota; Metazoa; Chordata; Actinopteri; Pomacentridae
Product: deoxyribonuclease gamma-like
Exons: 10
Coding region: 113-1126 (337 amino acids)
Biological process (GO): DNA catabolic process
Cellular component (GO): nucleus
Molecular function (GO): DNA nuclease activity
Source: RefSeq, a predicted model, not a curated record